This is a messenger RNA of Phanerochaete carnosa HHB-10118-sp, 819 nucleotides long. RefSeq lists its product as uncharacterized. Bases 1 to 819 code for a protein of 272 amino acids. The transcript has 2 exons. The record is from RefSeq and is a predicted model, not a curated record. NCBI's taxonomy places the organism in Eukaryota, Fungi, Basidiomycota, Agaricomycetes, Polyporales, Phanerochaetaceae.
AUGGUCGCCAUCAAGCACGUACUUAACAGCGCGCUCGCCGCCGCCGCGGGCAACUCUAUUGUGCCGCAGAUAGACAUCAUUCGCACGCCACUCACGCAGUGCGAUGUCUCAAACGACGCCGGCAGGCUCGACUUCACGCCGAUUAACAAUCAGAUCGCGCCUCCGUCGAACCUCACGUUCAACUUCGUCGGGCUUGGGUUCGGAGUGCAGAACUACACGUGCACGCAGAACAACAACUUUACGAAUGUCGGCGCUGUUGCCGAGCUUAUCGACGUGUCAUGUCUCAUCAACUCGACCAGGUUUGACCAGCUCCCACAGCUGAUCUUCGACUCGUGGAACACGACUGAUGAGGCUACUUCGAUCCAAGACUUCAUUGCAGCCUCCAACUCCUUCAAUCCGCCAGACAUCCUCGCACAGCACUUCUUCGUCCCCAAUCCGUCGGGGGCCGGCAGCGUCUCGCCUGAGUGGAAUUUCGAAUCGUUGGGAAACCGCAAGUUUCAAAAUCAACCCAACGCGUUCGUUGUCGCGAUAGGCAAGGCGAGCAUUCCUGCGCCGAACAAAGUGCAGGAUGUCAACUGGCUUGAUGUUGUGAACAUCGGCGGUCAGGCUGGUGGUCAGAUCGCGGACGAGGUCCUACGCACGAGCACCGUCGGCGGACAGCCACCCCCGACGUGCGAGUUCGGCCAGUCGCAAGACAUCAGCGUCAAGUACGCGUCCUUUUACGGUGCGUGCCUCCUCCCUGCAUAUCAGCUUAGGUUCCUGUCUCUAAUCAUUUCGUGCGCAGCGUUCUUCGGUGGCUCCCUCGGUGGCGCGGAGUAG